AUGGGAGUGAGUCACCACAAGUUGAGGGAAAUGGCACCAUUUACAGUGAUGGUGAUAAUGGAAGGUUGCACUAUAGCACUUACUAUUAUGGCCAAAACAGUGAUGUCUGGAGGGAUGAGCCCUUUUGUAUUUGUUGUCUAUACCAACGCACUUGGCACUCUCAUUCUCUUCCCUUAUUCCUUCUUAUUUCACAGGGAAAGAACCGAACAGCCAAUCUUCACGUUCCCACUUUUCUUGAGAUUCUUCUUCCUGGGUUUGACAGGGAUAUCUUUAUCCCAGAAUCUUGGGUUUGUGGGGCUAAGCUACAGUUCGCCAAUAGUCGUUUGUGCAAUGGGCCUCUUGAUCCCUUCUUUUUCCUUCAUUCUGUCCGUUAUACUCAGGAGGACAAAGCUAAAAUGGAGAUGCUCAAGUUUCCAAUUCAAAGUGAUUGGCACCUUGGCAUCAAUCAUGGGCGCAAUCUUGGUGGUCAUUUACAAGGGCCCAUAUAUACGACCUUCAUCUUCUUCCCAUAAACUGCAACAUUCCAAGAAGGAACUUUUCGUUUUCUACUCAACACCGGACAACUGGGUUCUUGGCUGCAUCUUGCUUGCUGCGUCUUUUUUCUGUUUUUCGCUAUGGAACAUUAUCCAGUUGGGUACUAUAAGACACUAUCCCCAAGUAAUGAAAAUAGCGCCUUUUUAUAGCUUAGCUGGGACUAUUCAAUGUACAAUAUUCUCUUUGAUCGUAGAGAGAGACUUGAAUGCUUGGAAAUUAAAGCUUAAUAUGGAAUUGCUUCUGAUUGUUAUCACGGGAAUCUAUGGGAGUGUUGUACGUAGCAGUGUUCAAAUUACGUGCACAAGCUUGAAGGGCCAUUUUUAUGUGCCCUUGUUUCAACCAUUUAGGAUUUUUUGGGCUACCUUUUUGGGUGUCGGCUUCUUCGUAAAUGGUCUCCAUUAUGGAAGUGUCAUAGGAGCAGUAAUCUCUGGAGUGGGUUAUUAUACAGUAUCGUGGGGUCAAAUGAGAGAAGAUGAAAAACAGAAGGAGAGUGUCAAGUCCUCUGAUGAAAAGGUCCCUCUCCUACAAGAAGAAUCAGAAGUGUAG
Messenger RNA from Dovyalis caffra, 1080 nucleotides. Lineage: Eukaryota; Viridiplantae; Streptophyta; Magnoliopsida; Malpighiales; Salicaceae. The record is from the annotation of a GenBank genome assembly.